AUGCCCUGUUCCUCUAUCACCCUGCUUUUUGGUCUCUUUAUACUUUAUUGUUCGCAAACCCCUGAUGCUAAAGAUAGCAAUCUGUCAUCAAGUCCGCCACUAAGCCUAAAUGUGUCAAUUUCAUGUAGAGGAAAAGAAAUUGAGCACUGUGUGACAUGUACUAAGACUGGAUCUCUGUGCAAAACAUGUGAUAAUGGAUAUGGGCCUAAGUACCCAGAUCUUUCUGCAUGCUAUGAUUGUACAAAGGAUCUUGGCAAGACAAACACCACGGGAUACAAUUGUGCAGAUAUCAUGUGCAACAUUCUAAUGACGAAUUGCCAAGAGUGCACAGAAGAUGGCAGCGGCUGUAAGACAUGUGCUCUUGGAAGCCACCGAGUAGGGGAUCGAUGCGUUGCGUGCGAAGACGAUAGAAUGGGAAAGAACUGUGCAGAUAGGUUGUGUGCUAGUACUGUAAUCCCCUAUUGCUCAAAAUGUAAGGGCAUACAAGCUUCCUGUGAGACUUGCGAUGAGGACUAUCAGUUGACCGACGAAGGUAGGUGUGAGCCGUGUCCUGAGGGAACCAGUGGCAACAACUGCCGCCAAAAGCAGUGUAACGGCUUUGCUAUUUAUGACUGUAAGGUCUGCGGCCCUGACAAUAGUAUGAUGUGUAGGGAGUGCAACGAUGACUACAAGCUAGAUGUCUAUGAACAGACAAUGAUUGACGGUGUCUUGGUGAGCUUGGGGAAAUGCGUGGCAUGUCCAGAUGGGCGUUUAGGGCCUGAGUGCUCCCUUCUGAAGUGCGGACUCAAGAAAUUGGAGCACUGCACGUCUUGUGGGACGACGGGAAAGUGCGGCGUUUGCUUUGAUGGGUACGCACCAAACACUAGCGGGAUUUGUACACCUUGCGAAUCUGGACUAAGUGGCGUGAACUGUGUUGUUCGGCAAUGUGGGUUUAACCUAUUCGAGGGCUGUGCCAGCUGUGACCAGAUUGAUCCCAAUGCAUGCGGUUCUUGCAGCAGUGGGCGCUUUAAGAGUUACACGCUUGAUAAUAUCUUCUAUGAAUCAUGUGUUGAAUGCCCUUUAGGUUGUGCCAGUUGUGAGUCCUUGAGUAAGUGUACUUCUUGUUUAUCGGGAUAUAGCGGUGAUAUGUGUACCACGUACAAAUGUCUUGGCGUGUCUUUGGAAAACUGUAUUCAAUGUCCUCCUCUUUCCAACAAGUGUUCUAAGUGCAGGGACAUAGCAACAUUGGUCAAUGGGCAGUGCGUUAUCAAGGGUUGUGGCAUAGCACAUUGUGUAGAAUGCACGAAUGAUGGUACACCCCAGUGCACAACAUGUGACGAAGGGUACUACCUUAACCCAAGCCCGUCGGGGGAGCAGGAUACAUGCAUCUCCUGUGCUCAUAUACCUGGCUGCCAGGUUUGCGAUUCGACAGGUGUCUGUCUGAUCUGCGCUUCUAAUGCGUCUCCUGGCCCCGAGGGUGGACCACAGUGCAUUUUCUGUGAGAGCAUAACACUUGGAUGUGCUAAGUGCGUCGGAGAUACCAGAACAUGCACGGAUUGUAAGUCAGGGAUGUUCCUGUUUAAUGGAGAGUGUCUCUCUUGCCAAGACCGCUGUUUGAAGUGUCUUUCUGAUGGUCGAUGUUUGGGCUGCGAGACUGGGUACUAUGUUUCUGAGACACACACUUGCGCAAAGUGCAUGGAUAACUGUGCUAUUUGCAGCUCCGCCACUUCCUGUGGCACAUGUGCUCCAGGAUACUUCUUAUCAACGAGCAACGGGGUAUCCAGCUGCCUUACGUGUAUCGAAAAUUGCGCUGAAUGUAAGCAAACAGGCACUGCGUCUUUUGAGUGUACUAACUGUGCACCAGGUUACUAUCUCGCUGGAACACAAUGUGUUAAAUGCCUGGCCAACUGUGAGUUAUGUGAAAGGGAAUAUCAUUGCUCCGUGUGUGCACAAGGAUUCUAUCUGACCCUCGACACAACGAGCUCGCCAAUCACAAUGAUCUGCCAGCAGUGCGAUCCCAACUGUGAGAUUUGCAGCCUGGAAAAAAAGGAUGGUAAGUCUAUAUGCGAGAAAGCAGCAAAAGGGUUUUAUAUCACAGAAUCUAAAACAAUAGAGCAGUGCAUGGAGAACUGUUUGAGUUGCGACAAUGGGACUCAAUGCAACCUGGCGAUGGAUGGAUACUACUACAAUUCCGAGGAUGCAUCCAUUAAUCCGUGCUCGGAAGGGUGUCGUCUUUGUAUCGAGAAGAGAGGCUCCUCCAGCGGGUCCACAUGUUAUGAGUGUGUGGCUGGAUACCGGUUGUCCUUAUUCAAUGGCGUCAACAUAUGCGUUUUCCCAAAGAGCAACAGCCAGACAAAUACAGGCCUCAUAGUAGGAGUUAUUGUCUUCAUUAUUGUACUCAUUCUCAUCGUUGUUACAGUAGUGCUUCUUAUUCGUCUUCGUAAGAGGAUGGACCGGGAAGAUGCAAUAUUCUGUGAACAAAAUACCACGCUCAUCCCAGACGGCCAGGGGCUGGAGUAUCAAGACUCGGAGGAGCCGUGA
This is a messenger RNA of Giardia duodenalis, 2520 nucleotides long. RefSeq names its product High cysteine membrane protein Group 2. The transcript has a single exon. The record is from RefSeq and is a predicted model, not a curated record. NCBI's taxonomy places the organism in Eukaryota, Fornicata, Diplomonadida, Hexamitidae. Bases 1 to 2520 code for a protein of 839 amino acids.